This is a messenger RNA of Conger conger (European conger), 1098 nucleotides long. RefSeq lists its product as uncharacterized. The transcript has 2 exons. The coding region runs from base 319 to 1098 and encodes 259 amino acids. The record is from RefSeq and is a predicted model, not a curated record. NCBI's taxonomy places the organism in Eukaryota, Metazoa, Chordata, Actinopteri, Anguilliformes, Congridae.
CCUGCAUGUUGUGCCACGUGGGUGGAGAACCCGGGAGGGACCCGCGCAGAGCAACCGCGCGGACGUCACGCAUUAGGAGAGGUCUGGGAAGGAGUAUAUCUUCCUGUAGAGGUGAUGGGAAGAUCAGCACCUUGGAGAGAGAUCCCUCUACCUGCAGUCCAGGACCCCGGACAGCGCACAUGAGUGAGCAGAAUGGAAAGCUGCGCCCGCCCACUGCACCUCAGGAUCCACCCCGAGGCACCACAUAUGGUGGAGAAUGCGGGCACACUGAUGCCACGCUGUGGAAGUUGGUCUGGGCAGAAGAACCGACACGAGUGAAUGGAAGCCACACCCCCUGGGGAACAGCGAAGAAAGAGACGACUGGCUGCCCCUACACUAGCCGAGAUGCAAGGGGUAGAAGCAGAGGAGGGGUCCAGAGGGAUGAUGAUGGAAGCGGUCAUCAACGAGCUGGCCAGGUCCCAGCGAGCCCUGCAGGAAGCGGUGGUCGAACUCUGUCGCCUAUCUCCUCGUGACAGAUCAAGACGAACCCCCCGAGAUGUGUUGAUGAAAAUGACGGGCGACGAUGAUGUUGAAGCAUAUCUCCAUGUGUUUGAGCGCGCAGCUCAACGCGAAGAAUGGCCACAGGCAGACUGGGCGGCCAUACUAGCCCCCUUCCUGACGGGGGAGGCCCAACAGGCCUACCGGGAUAUGGCCCAGGCUGAUGCCAUCGACUACCUCAAGUUGAGGAAAGCCAUCCUGGCCCGAUAUGGGUUCAGCCUACCCGCACGAGCCCAACGAUACCACGACUGGUCAUAUGACGCCUCCCAGCCUGCCCGGUCCCAAAUCGCCGCCCUGACCCGCCUGACUAAGAGCUGGCUGGCUGAGGAAGAUGGGCCACCCCUGUUGGAGAGGGUGGUUUUGGACCGAUGCACCCGCGCCCUACCGAAGGAAGCCAAACGGUUUGUGGCACAGAUGGGCCCCACCUCUGUAGAACUACUAGUAGGCCUCCUCGAAAACCAUCAGGUAACCCAGAAGAUGCUCCAAUCAGACCGUACUGAAACCCAGAGCCGCACAACCAGGGGCCCACAGCCUGUGAAGCACCCACCAGCCCGGCCCUGA